Messenger RNA from Prorocentrum cordatum, 738 nucleotides. The record is from the annotation of a GenBank genome assembly. Lineage: Eukaryota; Dinophyceae; Prorocentrales; Prorocentraceae.
AUGGCAGACCGCGACCUCGCCGGCUACGACGCGGAGCUCGCGAGCAGGGCGCGGGUGAUCCCUGGCCUCGACGCGCGCCUAGCGCGCAUCGAUGCCAGGGCUGGCACAGACAGCUUCCACGUCCUGCAGGGCCUCAAGGACCCCGAGGCCGAGCGGGAGGUGUCCAAGUGCUGCUACCUCUACCAGCGCUUCGGGAGCACCGGGACCAGAGGUGCAAUAGAGGUGGAAGGUCCGAUGGAGCAGCCGAAGGUGGCGAGGUUGUUCGCCGAGGUCUUCAAGACCAAGACCGGCUCCGAGUUUGGAUCGGUUCAGCCUGGCGACAGGGCGAACCCGGGCAUGUAUUGGCUGCAGCAGCAGGCGACACCGGACCUCAAGGCGCAGUGGCAGUACUACGUCAGCGACGGGGUGGACGGCAAGAGGACAGGCUGGUACCCGUACGAGGGCUCGGCGUCCGACGAGGUGGAGGAGCUCUAUUCCCAGCACGUGGCCAACGCGCGCGAGAGCCGCACCGCGACGCGCGUGGUGUCGUCGGGCUACUUCACGUACCACGUGGAGCCGCACCGCUCCGCGGGAGGGACACGGCCGGACUGGCGCGCGCCGCUCUGGCGGCCAUAUGCCCAGACGUGCUCGCGUCGUGAGAGAGCCCGACGUCAAGGUUCUGACCGUUUCCGGCCUCCAGGGGCCCUGGGACCGUCAAAAGUUAGUCGGGAUGCAAAACUGGCCCUGGGGAUUCUCUAG